Messenger RNA from Notothenia coriiceps (black rockcod), 366 nucleotides. Its product is annotated as echinoderm microtubule-associated protein-like 6. The annotation marks the transcript as partial. Gene Ontology annotation, molecular function: microtubule binding. NCBI's taxonomy places the organism in Eukaryota, Metazoa, Chordata, Actinopteri, Perciformes, Nototheniidae. The record is from RefSeq and is a predicted model, not a curated record. The transcript has 2 exons.
UUCUGGACCCUGUGUGGGAACGCUCUGACUCCUAAGAGGGGGGUCUUCGGGAAGACGGGGGACCUGCAGACCAUCCUGUGCGUCUCCACGGCUAAAGAGGAGCUGACGUACUCCGGAGCGCUGAACGGAGACGUGUACGUCUGGAAGGGAUUCUCAUUGGUCCGCACAGUGGCAGCUGCUCACGGGGCGGGGAUCUUCAGCAUGCACGCCUGUGAGGAGGGGUUCGCCACCGGAGGACGAGACGGCUGCAUCCGCCUGUGGGACGUCGAUUUCAAACCCAUCACCAAGAUCGACCUGACGGAGGCGGAGCAGGGCUACAAAGGUCCGAGAGACACAGAACACAAGAGCUCAUGGGUGCAGGAAUGA